Heterostelium album PN500 is the source of this 1473-nucleotide messenger RNA. RefSeq names its product p21-activated protein kinase (gene pakC). Lineage: Eukaryota; Evosea; Eumycetozoa; Acytosteliales; Acytosteliaceae. The transcript is spliced from 4 exons. Gene Ontology annotation, biological process: intracellular signal transduction; regulation of MAPK cascade; protein phosphorylation. Gene Ontology annotation, cellular component: cytoplasm. The record is from RefSeq and is a predicted model, not a curated record. Bases 1 to 1473 code for a protein of 490 amino acids. Gene Ontology annotation, molecular function: ATP binding; protein serine/threonine kinase activity.
AUGUUAUGUUGGACAUUAAAGACUAGAAAUCAACAAGUUAUAGAUCAAGUAAAUUCAGAUCAAUGGAAUAAACCAGAUAAAGAAGGAGAGCUAAAGAAACAAGGACAUAUCGUAAAGAAUUGGAAGAAAAGAUGGUUUAGAAUUCAAAAGGAUAUGUUGUUUUACUUUAAGGAGCAAUCGGACCAACGUCCCAUCGGUGUUGUUCCAUUGAGAAUGUGUCGUGUAUCGGUCAACUCUUCGAUCGGUAAGCAAUACUGUUUCGAGUUGGUUUCACCAAGAAUCGACAAAACCUUUUACAUACAAGCGACCUCACAGGACGAAAUGAACCAAUGGAUCAAAGCAGUCGAAAAGGGUUCGGAAUACUCUACAGUUGGAACACCAUUCAAUUUGAAACAUAUAGUACAUGUUGAUUUUAAUUCUGCAACUGGUUUCUCUGGAUUACCAAAAGAAUGGGAAGUCAUUUUGAAAUCAAAUAAUGUAUCAAAAGAUGAAGUUUUGGAUAAACCAAAUGAAUGGUUGAGCGUAUUGGAAUUCCAAGCAGGUAGAACAACUGAAAAGACUGCAAGCGGUACAGUUUCACCAUUACCAGAUGAAUCAAAUCAAACUUUAAGUGAUUUGGUCAGUAAAGAGGAUCCAACAAAGAUUUAUAAGAAUAUGACAAAGAUUGGAGAGGGUGCAGCAGGUGAAGUAUUUGUUGCAACAUCAUCAAAGAAUAAUAAGCGUGUCGCUAUCAAAAAGAUUGAGAUCAACAAUGAGAAUGCCAAGUUGUUAGUUACAGAGAUUGCCAUUAUGAAGACAUCGCAACACGACAACAUUGUAAAUUAUAUGGACAGUUAUAUUCUUAAUGACCGUGAGCUCUGGGUAGCCAUGGAGUUUAUGGGUGGUGGUUGUCUCACCGAUAUUCUCGAGGCGUUCGAUCACGUCAAGAUGACAGAGCCACAGAUUGCCUACGUCGUUCGUGAAACUCUUAAAUCACUCCAAUACAUUCACAGUCUGCAUCGUAUACACCGUGACAUCAAGUCGGACAACAUCCUGCUUGGUUCGGAGGGAUCGGUAAAGAUUGCUGAUUUCGGAUAUGCCGCACAGCUCACCCAGAAACAACAGAAGCGAAACACCGUCGUUGGAACACCCUACUGGAUGGCACCAGAACUUAUUCGUGGUCACGACUACGGUGUCAAAGUUGACAUCUGGAGUCUUGGUAUCAUGAUGAUGGAGAUGGCCGAGGGUGAGCCACCCUACAUGGAUUUCCCACCACUCAGAGCACUCUUUUUAAUCACAACCAAAGGUAUUCCACCACUCAAGGAGCAAUCCAAGUGGAGCAAAGACUUCCUCGAUUUCUUUGCCAAGUGUCUCGAUAUCAAUGUACAAACUAGACCGGAUGCAUCCGCACUCCUCAGACAUCCAUUCAUGGAUAAAGCUUGUGACGGAUCUCAAUUUAAACCAUUAAUUCAAUUAUCAAGAGAGUCCUCAUAA